This is a messenger RNA of Larimichthys crocea (large yellow croaker), 7236 nucleotides long. RefSeq names its product SRC kinase signaling inhibitor 1b (gene srcin1b). Gene Ontology annotation, cellular component: actin cytoskeleton; postsynaptic density; cytoplasm. Gene Ontology annotation, biological process: regulation of dendritic spine morphogenesis. Bases 627 to 4418 code for a protein of 1263 amino acids. Lineage: Eukaryota; Metazoa; Chordata; Actinopteri; Sciaenidae. The record is from RefSeq and is a predicted model, not a curated record. The transcript is spliced from 21 exons.
UACCAUCAGUGUUUGCUUCUCACUCUUUGCCUGCUUGUGUUCACGAUUCGUCGCCUUUUCUUUAAUUUGUCGUCUCAAACUGUCACAAACGUCUUCACUCACUUUAUUUUUCUUUUCCAUCUUUCGACUGUUCGCCUCCUCCGCUCAGGUCCACACAGCGAUAUCGGAUUACUGCUGUGUAUUCCUACAGACACGUGCAAGCACAUGAUUCGGAUCCAAUGCGUAUAGCGACGGCGCUCACAUCAAAGGCAGCUGGAAAAGGGAGCGCCGGCUCUUUAAGAGCAUCGGGACGGGGAGGGCUGAGCAUCCAUAAAACAUGAGUGUAUUCAGUGGCCGUGCUAAGACAUGGUGAGGAGCGCCUCUGCACUCCGGCAUGCUCCCAUCCCCAUCACAGGCAGAGCGUCCCCCGUCCGACCAACACAUGCUGACACAGCCCAGCCUGACGCCGAGACAUGGACGCAUGGGGAAGGAAGGGAUAAACCUGGAGCGAGGGAAGACAGGACGCACGAGAAAACAACAGUAGAAGAAGAAGAAGAAGAGUGAAUGGACAAGAAAGAAACGGCUUAAAGAAGAUCGGAAAGUGACGGCGCGGUAGAGGACAGUAAACAGGUGCAUUGAGGCGGAGAAUGGGCAAUUCCUCCUUCCCAGGUCGAGAGAAGAGAAAGGGUCCCAUGAUCUCUGCCGGUGAUGCCGAAUUCCCGCGGGAUUACCACACCCUGGCUGCCGGCGGCGGCGGCCGUGGGGCCCGGCGGUUCCCCGACAACACCAACGGCGGGUUCACGUCGUCCUCGCUGGACCGCCGGCACAACUCUGUGGCCGCCAAGAGCCUGGAGGCCCUGAACAGCAUCCACAAGGCGGACAUCGAGCGGCAGCGAGACGCCCUCAUGGAUCUCCAGAAAAACAAGUACUGCAACAGCCCGGGCAGCAUGUCGCAGGGCUCCGCCCCUGCUGGACGACAGCAACAACCAAACUACUGGAGCUUCAAGACUCGCACACCUCGUGUGACCCGACUGAGCCCGACACAGCCGGCUCUCGCCGACCAGGCCAGCAGGGUAUCCUUCGCGUCAGCUGAAAAUCUGGAGACCAUGUCAGAGCCUGAUAUCCCCAUCGGCUUUAACCGGAUGAACCGGCUCCGCCAGAGCCUGCCGCUGGCCCGCUCGUCCAGCCAGGCCAAGCUACGAGCGCCAGGGAUCUUGUUCCUCCAGCUUGGGGAGGAGACACGCAGGGUGCACCUGACCCACGAGCUGACGAGCCUGGACACCCUGAGGGCCCUCAUCGUGCACAUGUUCCCCCAGAGGCUCACCAUGGCCAUGCUCAGGUCUCCCAGCACGGCUCUGCUGAUCAAAGACGAGACCCGUAACGUCUUCUACGAGCUGGAGGAUCCGCGGGACGUUCAGGACCGCUGCGUGAUUAAGAUUUACUGCAAAGAGCCCAUCUACGGCACCUACCCCGGACACCACAACCCACACCUGGCCAACGGAGACCUGCGGAGGGAGAUGGUGUACGCGCCUCAGGACUCUCCACCCAACCGCCGCCUCAGCAACCCGCCCAUGUCUUCCCAGCAUUCAUCUUCCUCCGCCUCCCCUCAAGGCUCGCCGUCCCGCGCCCGCCUCCUCUACAGCGGCGGCCGGCCUUCUUCCUACGCCGGGCCGCCCCACCACACCCACUCCCUGCCACACCCGCAUCCACACCCGCACUCCCAGUCCCAUCACUCCUCUCCCCACCAGCAGCCACAGCUCCACCAGCCCCAUCACAGCCAGCAGGCCUUCUGCGCCUCCUCCAGCGCCAUCUUGGAGCGCAGGGACGUGAAGCCCGAUGAUGAAGUGGGAGGAUCCAGGAGCAUGGUGCUGCUGCGGGGAGACGAACGUGGUGGAGGGGGGAUCUACGCCGAUCCCUACUCUCUGGGCCCAGACCCGAGUCGGCUGAGUCUCGCAGGGGGUCCUCACUCCCCUCUGCCAGCCAGAGCAGACCCCUACGGCUCCUUAUACCGCCGUGGAGGAGGAGGUGGAGGAGGCGGAGGAGGAGGUGCUGGAUCGAUGCGUUCGCUCACCUCUUAUACAGCAGCCGCUUUGCAGGGUGAGCUGAUGGAAAGCGGCGCUCUCUACAGGCCGGGCGGGCCGCUUUAUAACGACGCCUACGCUGCGUCCAUGUUGGCCAUGGGGCUGCGGGUGCCGCCUCCUUCCUCCCCGCAGAAGAUACCCGACAUGAGGGAUUCCUACGGCGGCACCAUGCCGGGCCGGGGCUCGCCCGGCAGGCAGAGCUUGAGGAGGGACUCUGUGACCUCGUCUGUGUUUGGGGACAGUCCCAAAGCCCGGGGACAGGGUUCAGGGUUGGGUCUCACCUCAGAGCAGCUCUGCCUGAUGGCCGGUCCUGGAGGGGAGGGGGGCGGCGCCGGAGGCUUCGGCUCACCUCUGCUGGGAAACGAAACAGAGACGAGGGAGCGUAUGGAGGCCAUGGAGAAGCAGAUAGCGAGUCUGACCGGGCUCCUGCAGAGAGUUCUGAGCCGAGCGCCUGAGGCAGAAAGCCCGGAGAAGAUUGAGUCAGCCAGCGACUGCUCGGGAACUGACACUGGACGAACAAAAAAAAAGAAAGCUUUGACACCAUCUGCUCCGUUGGCCCUCAUGCCACCUCCACCCUCGGGGGCCAACCAGCCUGUGACGGUGUCUCGCCUGCAGAUGCAGCUUCACCUACAGGGCCUCCAGCAGAACACCAACGCACUGCGCAAACAACUGUCGCAGCUACGCAACAUGCAGCUGGAGAACCAGGACUCGGUCCUGUCCCUGCUGAGGCAGACGGAGUCGGAGCUGAGCCUCAUGAUGCUGGACGCCAUGCGCACGCAGGAGGACCCGCUCCAGAGACAGCGCCUCCUCGUGGAGGAGGAGAGACUCAAGUACCUCAACCAGGAGGAGCUGCUCAUCCAGCAGCUGCACGACCUGGAGAAGUCGGUGGAGGAGCUGCAGAGGAACUCGUCUGUCAACCACGGCCUGGUGACGGAGCAGGACGUGGAGCAGAAGAGCAAAGAGCUGAGGAUGCUGGGAGAGACGCUGACCGAGCUCAAAAACCAGUUCCCCAGCCUGCAGAGUAAGAUGCGAGUGGUGCUGAGGGUGGAGGUGGAGGCUGUUAAGUUCCUGAAAGAGGAGCCGCAUCGCCUGGACGCCCUGCUGAAGCGCUGCAACACCAUGACCGAUGCGCUCAGCACGCUCCGCAGUUUCUUGUAUCCCUCCUAUACGUACAGACAAGUCACAGAAGGCGUGUGGAAGGGCCCUGAGGACCUCUCCAGCCAAUCACAGAAGCGUGCCGAGGACAUGAGUCGCAGCUCUGACCUGGAUAUCCUAAACAGUCCUCCUCUCAGCCUCACCGACCUGAGCACCAGCGCCGGCCUUGCCAACUGGAUGCCCGUGUCCGCUGGCGACGCGGACUCCUCGGGCCCCGAGCAGGACAUCCAGCCUUCGAUGUCCUUCAGAAACCGGGUCCUCGAUGAGCUGCCGAGGCGCCCCGGAGAUAAGUCGGUGUCGGCUGAAGUCAGACUGGCGGCAGAGCGGGACUGGGAGGAGAAGCGUGCCAGCUUGACCCAGUUCAGCGCCCAAGACAUCAAUCGCUUGCUGGAAGAGACCCAGGCUGAGCUGAUGAAGGCCAUCCCAGACCUCGACUUCGCUGCCAGGCACAUCAACAAGCCCGCGGUGCCCCCCAAGCCCCAGAUCACCAUCCCAAUAACAUCCACCACAGUUACUUCUCCUGCAGCUGGGACCACUGGGACUGCAGCCACCACCACCACCACGACAACCACUACACCCAGCGGGGACCAGCAGCCUGGGAAAGUGCAGCUGGCCGCCCAGAAGCUGAACAGUAUGGAGGGAGGCGGCUCGCAUCGAGGGUCGGUCGAUCUCAGCGUGGCCCGGUACCGUACAGAGAAACCCUCCAAGUCUCCGCCUCCACCACCGCCUCGCCGAAGCUUCCCGUCGGCGCACGGCCUCACCACCAACCGCACCGGAGAGGUCAUCGUCACCACCAAGAAUCUGAAGAUGGAGGAAGAUGGUGACAUGCCUAAAACUUUGGUGAAGCUGAGGCGGACCCCGUCUGACACCCCUCGACCCGCCUCCACCCCGCCUGUGAUCGCAGCGUCAGCCAUCCAGGACGAGGACGACGAAGAGAAGAUCAUCGCCGAGUUAGAGAUAUUUCAGAGAACGCCUGUUAGAGAUUGUAAUAAUCGGUACAGCGCCCCACCAAAGGCCACGCCCACCCCGCCCUGCACCUUUGGGUCCUUGGGCAAAAAGAACAGCAGCAACUCUCCGGGCCCGAUGAAAGGUCCCACCGUCGCAGCCCGGCUCAAACACCUCCAACAAGGGAGCCUUGAGAGGCCCAAAACCCGCAAGCAGAAAGAGGAUUUCCCCAAAGUCCAGGGCCAGCAGCAGCGCUGACGUUUUGUCACUUUGUCACUUCUGGCCAAUCACCAUCAGCCUGGCUGAUGUUUUCACCGCUUCGCCUCACUUCAUUUCAGCCUGUGAGCCUUCAGUCUUUCGUUCUCUCUCUCUCGCUUUGCUUUUUUCAUCCUCUGUCUGCUUCUCAGGUCUCAGCUGGACUAAAAACGUGAGGAGCGAGUACUCGGAUCAUUCUGGUUCUGGACUCGAUCUUAGUUCAGACGUGAGAUUUUGUCCGACUGUCAGGUAGAGAAAUGAUCUCAGUAGGGAGUCAACACACCAAUAAUUUGAACACAUACACUCUGGACCUGCAGCACGAGGCGUCGUGAGGAUUCACUUCUAACAUCUGUGUUGCAAAUUCAUCAUCAACCAUCUCUAACAAUAACACGACGUCUGUGUCCCAGCUUCAAACUGCACACUAACUCUGAAGUUACAAAAGAAUCAGGGAAGUUCCUCCAGAGAUUCAGAGUUUUGUUUCCAUGAAGACGGGAGGAUUAAAACCUGAACGAUGCGUGUGACAACACGUUUUUAUUGAGCGUUGUUCAGAGCUUGUCAGGCGGUUGAAUAGCUUCAGAAACUUCCUCCCUCCGACACCUCCGGACGUCGGAUUAACGAGGCCGCAUCUGACAAUUUCUGAAACGGAUAAUCCGACAUUCACGCCCACUUCAGGCCACGAUCGGUCAGCGGGGCGGGGGCGAGAAAAAGAGCCGGGGUUUAUAAAGUGUUAUUAAUACAACGAUCCACGUCUUCUUCACGUCUUUGGCCGACGUUGAACUAACAGUGUUGAGGCGUGAUGACUCUUUCCUCCUGUCUGUAGCGAUGUCUGCCAGACUUGGCAGCUUUUUUUGGGGGGGGAGCAUUUAAUCUGUUUAUUAGAGAGACACGGGAAGGCCGUGAUGUUUUCCACCUACGUCCGCUCUGCGUAGUUUAAGGAAAUGAAAGAGCUCUUGAUGAAAGUCACAUAUCACUAUUGUACUCAUCGAGAUUGACAUAAUUUCACCUUCCUGGAGAGAGGCUGCGAUUUCUUUCACACCGUACAGUAAAGAUACUCGACUGUAAGAUCUCAUCAAACAUCCUCCUCAAAUCAUAAGUCUAGAUCAGCUGAGCGUCGACGCAGAAAAGUCUUUCAAUCGGGUCAGUUUGGAGUUUUACAGAAAUUCAUCACAACCAUCGAGCUCUGCAUAACGACCGAAGGGCAGGGAUAAAAAUAAACGAGGACAUCUCGAGCUCGUUUGGCCUGGAAAGAGGAACGAGACUCGGCUGUCCCAUGAGUCCACUGUUGAGUCUGCAAUAUAUUUAAAAACCGAAUAAUAUUAAAUAACAUUACAGGUGUACGAGAACAGAAAGUGUUUCUGUAUGCAGAUGACAUUUCAUUCUACGCGUCACACCCGGAGACUUAAAUGUCUUUUGUGGACGUCUUUGGCGAUUCAAGCUGAAUAUUCAAAAGACACAAAUACUUUAGUUUCAGUCUCAUGUAGUCAGAGAUUAUAAAAUAUAAACUAUAACUGAUUAAUUCAGUUAGUACGAAGUGUGAAACUGGGACACGGUCGAUGUUUGUUGUAAGGUUAAAUCAAACCGUGGACGUGAACUGUGAAGAGAAACUGGAGGGAAAUAUUAAUCUCAUACUGUGAGUGUAUUUAUACCACCUCAGAUUACAAACAGUAUAUAGUUAAUACAUCUAUGGAAUGUAUUAGUAGUCCUUAAAGCUAGCACGCUUAAAUAACAGUUAGAGUAUAACCUGAGUCACUUCACAGAUAUAUUGUAUGUAUAUUAAAAUGACCAUUUAGUUUUUGUUGGGAAGAAAGAAAUCGCUUUAUUAACAUGUAAAAAAGAAAAAGUAUCAUCUAUGUUUUAUAUAAUCAAGCUUUUUUUGUAUUUUUAUACUUGAAGAGGAUUCAUAAGCAUGUAACACAUUUAUUUUGUAAAUUAUUAUUUUUUUUAAUUUUGGUUUCCUGCUCCACCAUAAAACAAAAACCAUGAACACACUUUGUUGUAGAAGACCAGUCAGCAGUGGGCGGUGUAACGCGCCUCCACGUUUAUAUAUAAGAAGCACAUGUUCUCCUCCUCCUUCCUCCAAACGUCACCUCGCCUCGAUAGGACGCCCCCGUUUUUGUAGCUGUUCUCCUCUAUUAUAACCCACGUGUCACGUACACGACACGGACCACAGUCUAAACUCUAUUGAUGGUUUCUUGAUGAAUGUGUGAUUGUUCAAACCAUUCGUGGAUGUAACAGAAAUGUAUAUAAACCCAAAUAAUAUAUUACAGAAUUGAUUUUAUGUGAAAUUUUCUAGACGGGAAAAGAAGAAAAAAAAAGUGGCAUGCAUACUGUAAACAUUCCUGGAAAUCUGCACGCUGGGUCAACAGAGGUCUCAUUUUCUGUCAAUAAUUCUGUGUAUACUUGUGAGUGUAUGAUAGAGUAAACAAAUUGUACAGUAACAUAGAUUUUUGUAUUAUGUUCAAACUGGGUCGAUAACGCCCCUUUUACUGUGACGACGAAGAAAAAACGAUUAACUAUCGAGGAAGAUAUUCGAAUGAUAUCAUAGAUACUGUUUCCCAGUCUGAGAGUGAUGCUUGCUGUGUGGGGUAAGUGUUGUUUGUGAAUCGUGAAGAAGAAUGAUAAUCUACUACAAAGUCAGUAUAACUAAAGACCAACUAAACCGUGCAAAACAACAACACGCAACUUUUUGUGUAUGGAAAGUUAAAAUAAAAAAAAAGUUGCUGCUUCGUGUGAGAAAAAUCAACCAAACUAAAAAAAAAGUUUGCUGCUUUUGUACGUUCCUGUUGUGUUUUUGUGACAAUAAAGGUGACCCUCUUAUACA